This is a messenger RNA of Pangasianodon hypophthalmus (striped catfish), 3187 nucleotides long. RefSeq names its product caveolin 1 (gene cav1). The transcript is spliced from 3 exons. Lineage: Eukaryota; Metazoa; Chordata; Actinopteri; Siluriformes; Pangasiidae. Gene Ontology annotation, biological process: negative regulation of protein tyrosine kinase activity; negative regulation of endothelial cell proliferation; caveola assembly. Bases 122 to 664 code for a protein of 180 amino acids. Gene Ontology annotation, molecular function: protein kinase binding; transmembrane transporter binding; molecular adaptor activity. The record is from RefSeq and is a predicted model, not a curated record. Gene Ontology annotation, cellular component: Golgi apparatus; perinuclear region of cytoplasm; cytoplasmic vesicle.
UCUGUAAAGUCACUGUAUCUCUCACUCUGACACACGCACACACACACGCCCGAGCGCGCACACACACACACACACACAAACACACACACUCCUGUGCACAGUGCAGCGCGCGCGCGGCAGCAUGACCGGCGGUCCUAAAGACGGAGAAACCGAGGAAUACAUUCACUCACCGUUCAUCAGGAAACAGGGGAACAUAUACAAGCCAAACAACAAAGACAUGGACAGCGACAGCAUCCACGAGAAGACCUUGCAUGACGUGCACACCAAGGAGAUAGACCUGGUCAACCGGGACCCAAAGCAUUUAAACGAUCAUGUAGUUAAGGUGGACUUUGAGGACGUGAUCGCUGAGCCUGCAGGCACCUACAGCUUUGAUGGUGUGUGGAAAGCCAGCUUCACCACGUUCACGGUCAGCAAGUACUGGUUCUACCGGCUGCUGACGGCGCUGGUGGGCAUCCCGCUGGCGCUGAUCUGGGGCAUCUUCUUCGCCAUCCUGUCCUUCCUGCACAUCUGGGCUGUGGUGCCGUGCGUGAAGAGCUACCUGAUCGAGAUCCACUGCGUCAGCCAGGUCUACUCCAUCUGCGUGCACACCUUCUGCGACCCGCUGUUCGAAGCCAUGGGGAAGUGCUUCAGCAACGUCCGUGUCACCAGCACGAAGGUGGUGUAGGAGCGCAGAAAGUGAAGGAAGAAAUAAGGCCGGGGGUGGGUGGGGUUCUGUGGAGUGGGUGGAGUCUCAGAAGGAGGGGAAUAAAGAUAAAAAAGGAGAGAGAAAGCUAGAAAAAAAAAAGAAAAAAAAAUGCCCUUCAUGUUGAAGAGGUUGACGUGAAAAGAAUACAGAGGCUUUUGAGUCUCAGAUUUAUGAUUCGUCUCCCUCCAGUCUGGGCUUCUCUACGGAUCUAUGAAAUAUUAUUAGGGAUUUUAUUAUUUUUUAUAAUUUGUUAGCGUUUAUCACUAAACAAGCAGCAGAUCAGCCUUGCGUUUUAUUCCGCUUCCUGGGACAAGGCUGUGAAUCUGUAGCUUUUGUUUGUCCCUCUUCAUUCAUGCUUGAAUCCACAUUUAUUUCAUCCAUCAUUACCCCCCAGUUUUUUCAGUCUUAACUAAACUUUUAACAUCUUACUCUUUUUUUUAUUCUUCCCUAAAGUGUAGAAAGUUUCUUUUUCAGUGUGGAGAGUCACUAACCCAGAGCCCGGGCCAGGAAAAGAGAUAUUUUGUAGAGACAUCUUAAAACACUUAACGUGAAAAAGCUUAACGUAGUUUAAGUUACCGGAAAAAAAAACAAAAUCUCACACACUUACCUGGUCAUAAACACUCUCCAGUGCCUAAAGGACAAAACUGUAAUCUAAAAAUAACUCAAAUAUUUUCAUCUUAAGCAUUUAAGCUUUAAAGACACCCACGGUGAGGGAACAGCUUUAUAAGGAAACGAAGCUUAAAAUGAUGUGUUAAAAUGAAGAUGUAGAAACACCAAAUUUCUUUUAACAUCAUAUUUGACAUCAAAUUUCUUCGUGAUAUCAUAACUGUCUACUAUCAAAAGUAUGAUUCCAUAAACUAAAUAUAAAGCGCAGAGUUUCGCGUGAACCUUUUCCCCCAUUAUAAACUUCUUAUAAUAAACAGCUUAACAUGGUGUAAUGUGUUAAAACAUCCAUUAUAUCUCCUGUCUAUGAUUAAAAGACUCAUAUAGAGUCUUAUAAACUCAGUAUAGAUAUAAAGAUUUGGUGUUACUUGGUGCUUGCUUUCGUAAUUACGCAAUGAGAAGGUUUUUCCACAUUAAGUGCUGAAGAACGUCCCAUUUCAUGCACACGAUUUAGUUUAACGUGGCCAUGAGAUAUUAAAUCGAGCUCAUGAGAUCGUAACGCUUGCACAACUUUAUUCACUCUCUCAGUUUUUGUAUUUCUAGCUCUCAGAUUAAUUACAUUUUGUCCACAUUUUACUUCAUUUCUGUUUUUCUUCCUAACAAAACUAUGACAUUUCAGGUGCUCUCAGUAUGUUUUAGCACAAAUGAACUAAAAUGUAGGCACAAUUUUAUUCAUUUGCAAAGUAAGAGUGUGAAUAAAGUAAAUCUAUAUCUCUUAACUCUUAUUUUUUUACCUUAUUAAACAAAGAUCGACAAUAAUGAGGACAUCAGAUAUAUUAAGACACCAAUUUAAACAGCAUAAACAAAAUCAACGCCAGGGUCUAAAAAUAAUGUACAGGAAAUUGAGACCUUGUGGAUAUCUUACAGUUACAUUACUAUUACUAUUACUAUUCUUUUUUUUUUUUUUUUUACAUGUGCAUACAAUUUAUGUGCAAGAGUUUUAAAAUAAUCUAGUUAGUAUUUUUUUUUCGUGGCCUCUCCAGGGCUCCGUACACUUAUUGUUCAUUUUGUUGGGAAUUUUGUUAAUUUUUUUGUAAUAAAAUGAUAAAGUGGGCGUGUUCCUGCUGAUUUUUGAGACUGCCCAUGACACUGCAUGCUGCCAUUGCUGUACCGCGGUCCAAACACAAGGCGAAACGAGCUGACUUCAGUGAAACGGUCAGCAUAAGCUAACACGAGAGACUGUACCUGCUUUUGCAACACGCCCAAUCCUUUAACCAGCUUUUUUUUUUUUUUUUUUGAGUGACAUUACAGAAUGACAGCUUCUACGCUUAACUAAAACCUAAGAAGCCUUUGAGCAUCAGUGAAGGCUGAGCUUUUAGCAUGAAGGCACUGCUUUAGCAAACAUCCACUAUAUGAACAUGAAGUACUUUUUUAUUUUGUCAUUUUUUUUUCCAAUCCUUACUCUUGUUCAUAACACUUUAUCGAUCGGCUCUGGUGCAUUGCAUCAUGACACAGUUUGUAUGUCUGUAUUUGUUUCUGCAAAAAAAAAAAAAAAGUGCUUGGAAAAAAUUUAAGAUAUCGAUCCUUGUUGCUUUUCGAUUUGUUCACUGUCGGACUCACACACUGGCAAAGACUGGCAACAAGCUGAAAUCUUUCAGCCCCUUGGACUCCUGAUGAAACCGGGGCGCGUAAUCUCUUUUCUACUGCCAUUGUGCUCACUUUGUUUUUUGUUUUUUUUUCGACUCGGUCGCCUUGCUGUCUACCUGCUGUCUCUGAGGAUGGGAAAAUGUGUGAUGAAAUGAGCCUCUUGCCAUGCGAGAGCUGUAUUUUUUUACAUUCCUUCCCUGCUUUUUACUGUAAACAUCACGCCGUGCACAUUAAAAAAACAAUCAAAUGAAA